UUCUUCUUUAGGUUUCAGAGAAGCGUGUUGGAUCUCUCUUUACAGUGGAGAUUUGCCAGACUGCCCAACAAUGCCAAGCUGGAGAUGGUACCAGUCUCCAAUAGAGUGGGAAUUGGAAACACGGUUCGGAUCGCAUUGCAACUAGAUGAUGGCUCCCGUUUACAGGACACCUUUCUCUGUCAACAGACUUUGUGGGAACUUCUCAACCAUUUUGCAAAGAUCAGGGAGUUUAUGGAACAGCAUGGUGAAUUCUCUCCAGUCUGUAUUUACAUGCGAGAUGAGAUAUCAGGAAAAGAUGCCCUAGAGAAGACAACACUGAAGUCACUUGGCCUGACUGGAGGCAAUGCCAUCAUCAGAGUUGUCAUGAAGAAAUGCAGUUCAUCUGGUCAGGAGGAAGCUGUGGGUGCCACGGUGCAGUGUAAUGAGCUGACAGCGAGGCCAGUCUCUAUUGAAGGAGCAGUGGAUGUGCCCCUACCUCAAGCAAACACAUUCCCAAAGGACUUGGACCACAAGGAUGUGGCCAUGUCUUCCAACAGCUGCACAGAUGAACAAGACUCGAUUAGAGAAUCUCAUGCCAGCUUGGAGGAGCAGGGGCCUUCCUCAAAACCUGAAUGUACCCCAUUUGUCCCUUUUUCUGGAGAUGGACAGCGUCUGGGUGACUCUUCUGUAGCUGCACCAUCUCUUGGGUUAGAUAUGCCCUCUUCAAAGCUGCCAACAACUUUUUCGAGCCCUGGAGGCCCUUCUAAGCCAAAGAAGUCUAAGAACAGCCAAGAACUGCAAAAGGAGCAAGAACAGCUUGCAGAACGAGAGCCACUUGUAUGUCACCUAGACCUACUAGAACCACUUCCUGCUGGCCCAGAGGAGCUUCCCGAUGAGUUUUUUGAAGUCACGGUGGAUGAUGUACGGAAACGUCUGGCACAGCUGCAGAGUGAGAGGAAACGCCUGGAAGAAGCUCCACUGAUGACACAAUCUUUGAGGGAGGCUCAGCUGAAGGAAAAGUUAGAGCGUUACCCAAAGGUGGUGUUGAGAGUCCAUUUUCCAGACCGUCAUGUUCUGCAGGGGUUCUUCCAUCCUAGUGACACUGUUGGCAUUUUGAGAGACUUUGUAAGAAGCCACCUUGCAGAUGCAGACUUGCCAUUUUACUUAUUUAUUGCACCUCCCAGAAUCAUCUUGAACGAUGACAGUGUGACACUCUUCAAG
Messenger RNA from Antrostomus carolinensis (chuck-will's-widow), 1200 nucleotides. It is a transcript of the gene ASPSCR1, whose product is annotated as ASPSCR1 tether for SLC2A4, UBX domain containing. The transcript is spliced from 10 exons. Gene Ontology annotation, molecular function: protein binding. Gene Ontology annotation, biological process: intracellular protein transport; glucose homeostasis. Gene Ontology annotation, cellular component: nucleus; cytoplasm; vesicle membrane. NCBI's taxonomy places the organism in Eukaryota, Metazoa, Chordata, Aves, Caprimulgiformes, Caprimulgidae. The record is from RefSeq and is a predicted model, not a curated record. The annotation marks the transcript as partial.